This is a messenger RNA of Ctenocephalides felis (cat flea), 5987 nucleotides long. It is a transcript of the gene Khc-73, whose product is annotated as kinesin-like protein KIF13B. Gene Ontology annotation, biological process: microtubule-based movement; cytoskeleton-dependent intracellular transport. Gene Ontology annotation, molecular function: ATP hydrolysis activity; ATP binding; microtubule motor activity. The transcript is spliced from 31 exons. Gene Ontology annotation, cellular component: microtubule; kinesin complex. Lineage: Eukaryota; Metazoa; Arthropoda; Insecta; Siphonaptera; Pulicidae. The record is from RefSeq and is a predicted model, not a curated record. The coding region runs from base 229 to 5820 and encodes 1863 amino acids.
UUGGGACAGCGAUCACCGUACUGAACGAGUAUAGACCGAACGGUGAUGAGUCGAGAAACCAAGAUGGCUGACAGUGUCAGUUGUUGUGCGUUUGAGUGAUAAUGUAAAAUGUGUUUUAUUAAGUUUGAAAUUGGUUAGAUAUGAGAAACGCUUGAUUAUAAGUGGGAUAUAUACUGGUGCAUUUAAAAUUAGUGAAUUUUUUUUAUUGUGUUAUUCAGUGAUAUUGAAAUGGCAACUGAUAAGAUCAAAGUGGCUGUGAGAGUACGUCCUUUCAACAGAAGGGAAUUAGAACUUGGGACGCAAUGUGUUGUAACUGUAGAAGAGCGGCAGACAAUCUUGCAUCACCCGUCGGCACUCGACAAAAUAGACAGGAAACAACCAAAGACGUUUGCUUUCGACCACUGUUUUGCUUCUUUGGAUCCGUCGGCGCCCAACUUUGCGUCACAAGACCAUGUAUUCGACUGUCUCGGACGCGACAUUCUGGACAAUGCCUUCCAAGGAUACAAUGCAUGCAUUUUCGCCUACGGACAGACGGGGUCGGGAAAGUCCUAUACAAUGAUGGGCGGUCAAGAUUGCAAAGGAAUAAUACCUAAGCUUUGCGAUACAUUGUUUGCAAUUAUUGCUGCACAACAAACUCCAGAACUAUCCUAUAAAGUUGAAGUGUCUUAUAUGGAAAUAUACAACGAGAAGGUGCACGAUCUACUAGAUCCUCAGACGAAUAAACAAUCAUUAAAGGUCAGAGAGCACAAUGUGAUGGGACCCUAUGUUGAUGGUCUCUCACAACUAGCUGUCACGUCGUUUGAGGAUAUCAAUAACUUGAUGACAGAAGGCAACAAAUCUCGAACAGUAGCCGCUACCAACAUGAACAGUGAGUCGUCUCGUUCUCAUGCUGUAUUUUCUGUGGUUUUGACACAGACGCUUACCGAUACUGCGUCUGGGGUCAGCGGCGAAAAGGUAUCCAGGAUGAGCUUAGUUGAUUUAGCUGGCAGUGAACGUGCCGUUAAAACAGGCGCUGUAGGCGACAGAUUGAAAGAAGGCAGUAACAUUAAUAAAUCACUCACUACGCUUGGAUUAGUCAUAUCAAAAUUAGCAGAUCAAUCUUGUGGUGGAAGUAAUAGCAAAAACCGGGAUAAAUUUGUUCCAUACCGAGACUCUGUACUCACUUGGUUGCUGAAAGAUAAUCUAGGUGGUAAUAGUAAAACUGUGAUGGUAGCUACAAUUUCUCCUGCAGCUGAUAACUAUGAAGAAACUUUGUCAACGUUAAGAUAUGCUGACAGAGCGAAGAGAAUAGUUAAUCAUGCUGUUGUAAAUGAAGAUCCUAAUGCAAGAAUUAUAAGGGAACUGCGACAAGAAGUAGAAACACUGAAAGAAAUGUUGAAACAUGCAACAGGUUCACCAGUUGGAGAUACUCAACGAGUAGAUAUACAUGAGAAAUUAGCAGAAAGUGAAAAUCUUAUGAAGGAAAUGUCACAAACGUGGGAAGAGAAACUAGUCAAAACAGAACGAAUACAAAAUGAAAGACAGCAAGCAUUGGAAAAAAUGGGUAUUAGUGUCCAAGCAAGUGGUAUUAAAGUUGAGAAAAAUAAAUACUAUCUGGUAAAUUUAAAUGCUGAUCCAUCUCUAAAUGAGCUUUUAGUAUAUUAUUUGAAGGAAAGAACCUUAGUUGGUAGCCAAGGUUCACCGUCCCAGCCUGACAUUCAACUUUCUGGCCUUGGCAUUCAACCACAGCAUUGCAUUGUAGUUAUUGAAGAUGGAUGUUUGUUUCUAGAACCAUUGGCAAAUGCUAGAUCAUUUGUGAAUGGAUCUCCAGCUGUUGAGAGAACUGCCUUGCAUAAUGGUGAUAGAAUAUUAUGGGGAAAUCAUCAUUUUUUCAGAGUGAACUGCCCAAAAGCUGUUUCAUCAGAAGUACAAACACCAGCACAACUUAUAGAUUAUAAUUUUGCAAGAGAAGAAUUAAUGCUAAAUGAAUUAUCAAACGAUCCUAUUCAAGCUGCAAUAUCUAGAUUAGAAAAACAACAUGAAGACGACAAACAAGUUGCACUUGAAAAACAGAGACAAGAAUAUGAGAAACAUUUUCAACAGUUGAAGAACAUGUUAUCACCAACAACACCAUAUGGACCUUAUACAUAUGAUCCUUUUAGGCAAGGAAAAAUGACACCAGGUACGCCAACAAGCCAAAUGAGAGUUGAGAAAUGGGCGAAGGAGCGCGAUGAGAUGUUCAGAAGAAGUUUAGGACAAUUAAAAGACGAUAUUCUUAAAGCAAAUUCAUUAGUGCAAGAAGCAAAUUUUCUUGCUGAGGAAAUGGAAAGAAAAACCAAGUUCAGUGUAACUCUUCAAAUACCACCUGCAAAUUUAAGCCCCAACCGACGGAGAGGAGCAUUUGUUAGUGAACCUGCUAUUUUGGUCCGACGAUCAACGGGUAGUCAGGUGUGGAGCAUGGAGAAGCUAGAAAAUAAACUUAUUGACAUGAGAGAAAUAUAUGAAGAAAGCAAGGACAAGAAUGCCAAUUCUAUAGAUAUCACGCCAAUAAAUAGACUGGAUCCAUUUUAUGAGUCACAAGAAAAUCAUAAUUUAAUUGGAGUUGCUAAUAUUUUUCUUGAAGUUUUAUUUCACAAUGUUCGCUUAAAUUAUUCCACACCUAUUAUUAGUCAACAAGGCGAAGUAGCCGGUAGACUACAAGUUGAAUUAUCCCGAAUUGCUGGUACAUUUCCACAAGAUAGAAUAUGUGAGGCUGCCUCAGAUAGCUCUAAUGACAGUCAUUAUGAUGACUAUGACUGCUCAGAUCCUACCUCAUCUCAGGUCACAUGCCGCAUCAGUAUUAAACAAGCAACUGGUUUACCCUUAUCUUUGUCAAAUUUUGUAUUUUGUCAGUAUUCAUUUUGGGGUUACCCGGAUCCUACAGUUGUUCCACCAAAAGUGGAAAAUGGAUCCAGCAAUAAUCAUGGCCAACAUGUUACUUUUAAAUUUGAUCAUACACAAGACUAUACCGUUACAAUCACUGAAGAGUUCCUAGAGCAUUGUGCUGAAGGUGCACUAUCGAUAGAAGUUUGGGGCCACAGAUCGGCGGGAUUUUCUCGUUCCAUUGGUGGUUGGGAAGUCGAACAACAGCAGCUAGCUCAGGCCCGUUCUCUCGUUGAUCGCUGGUCAGAACUAACACGAAAAAUUGAACUUUGGGUCGAAAUCCAAGAACUUAAUGACAAUGGACAUUAUGCUCCUGUUGAGGUACUCAGUAAACCAGGAGUAAUUACGGGCGGCGUAUAUCAGUUGCGCCAAGGCCAACAGCGUCGCGUGCAGGUGCUGGUUCGACCUGUACAGAAUUCAGGCACAUUACCGAUCAUUUGUCAAAGUAUCGUGGAUAUUGCGAUGGGUAGUGUAAUUGUACGAUCACGUCUUCAAAGACCAUUAGACAGCUAUCAAGAGGAGGAUUUGGCAGUACUGAGAGAAAAGUGGACCGAGGCGCUGGAGAGGCGUAAACAGUAUCUCAACUCUCAAAUACAAAAGAUUGAUAAGAAAGGAGAAGAAAAAACGGAACAGGACAAGGAAAGAGAAGCAAGUUUAAUUCAACAGUGGAUGACUUUGACUGAAGAACGAAACACCGUGAUGGUUCCUGCUGCUGGUUCUGGUAUUCCAGGUGCCCUCGCUGCUUGGGAUCCUCCCCCCGGGAUGGAACAACACAUACCAGUACUCUUUCUUGAUUUAAAUGCGGAUGAUUUAUCAUCGUCUAAAAUGACAGGAGGAGAGUUUGUGACAGUCUGUGGUGAAAAUUCAAUUCUGCCAAAAGAACACGGAAAUAAAUUUUAUCAACUUCAGAUUUUGCAUGAAAAGGACGUUUGCGCAGUUGCGGCUUGGGAUUCAUCUAUGCAUGACAGUCAGGCGCUAAACAAAGUUACUGAUGCAACUGAACAGGUGUACUUAAUAUUGCGGACAAAAGUGCGUCUCUCACAUCCAGCGCCAAUGGAAUUAGUACUUAGAAAACGCUUGGCUUUGAAUAUUUAUAAGAAGCAAAGCUUAACUGAGAGAUUUCGUAGGCGGCUUGCAAGGACUGAAGGUACAACGCAAUCAGGUGUAACAUAUGAGGUUGUAUCAAAUGUCCCAAAAGCUUCUGAAGAAUUGGAGGAUCGUGAAUCUUUGGCACAAAUUGCUGCAAGCGGUGAUAAUUGCUCUUCAAGCGACGGUGAAACGUAUAUAGAGAAAUAUACACGUGGUGUAAGUGCCGUGGAAAGUAUUUUGACAUUAGACCGUUUGAGACAAAGUGUGGCUGUUAAAGAACUUCAACAAGCUCAAGUUCAGCCUAUGAUGAGAAAGACGGCAAGCGUUCCUAAUUUUUCACAGAUGAUGCACUUUGAUACUAGCAUGGAGUCCUUGAUUGGUUUUGGUCGUUCAGAAAGUGUUGCCGAUUUGAAUUCUGAGUUAGUUGGGCACCUUCUGCAGCAACAAACAGGAUCAACUGGUUCUACAGCAGCUAGUGCUAGGUCGCGCACUGAUUCACGCAACCGACACAGUUUUGCUGGCAAAGGCUACAAUGAUAUUAGCGAGCUCACGGCGGCUAACAAAUCUUUCGGCCUAGCUUCGCCUGCUAGUAACAAAAUGUCAUUACGUAUGACAACCUUGCAUGAGGAACCACAGCGUUUAGGGGCAGUACCUCUUGAAGAAGAUGAACAUGCAGAAUCAGCAGAAAGCCACAGCGAUCCGGAACUUGCUGAAUAUGAUUCAUAUCACGAUUACAGCAAUAAUAUUAAAGACAAUGUGAACAGACAUCGAAUCAGUUCCUCGCGUACUUUGGACUCCCUGGCCGAAUUGAGCGGUUCGAGCAGCGGUAUGUGCAAGUUUAGCAAUAGUUUUGGUACUCCGUCCACAAGUUCUAGCGGGUAUGGUUCUGAAGCCGUAUCCUCUUCUAAUCUAACCAAUGACGACAUACUUUCUUUGCGCAGUAUGAGUAUUGACGAAACUCCCGACUUAGACUCUAAGCAAAAUACGACCGGAGGUGUCACACCUUAUACGCCCGGUUCACAAAAACCGCGAGUUAAUCCUUUUCUCAAACAUUUAGGUCACGAGAAUUUCACUUCUGUUGAUUCAGCUCUGCAAGAUGCGAAGAACGAAAUCCAGCCUGCGUUGACGGAGCUAUCUUCCCAAGAAGAAUCCUACUUAAAUUAUACUGAUGACGUUAAGUCAAACAUGCAACCUGGAAGAGUAGUAAGACGCAAAAAAUCAACUGGAAAGAAUGCCACGCUUGCAUCGCAUAGAAACAGUUUCCCCGCUUCCAAAAACUCGGAAAAAACAACAAAGAAAAUUGUUCAUGAAUUGAGUGCAACGGAAUCCGCCGACACUGAUUCAUCUUCUGAAAAAUUAGAAGAUGAGAAUGAUGUUUCCAUAUUUGGUUCUCGUACGGACAUGUCGCAAUCGUACGCACCACCUACUCCAGAUUGGGUCGUGGUAGGAGAAAGUGUCCUGAUCAGACCAUACAAUACUUCGGGUGUGAUUGCGUUUGUUGGUAGCACGCAUUUUCAACCAGGAACCUGGGUCGGUGUGGCUCUAGAUACUCCAACUGGUAAAAAUGACGGCAUGGUGCAAGGUAUACAAUAUUUUUCCUGCAAACCUAAGCACGGUAUAUUUGUAAGAGCAGAAAAACUUAUACAAGACCGAAGAGGACGAUUAAUGCGCUCAUAUAAAGCAGAAUCUACUGAAAGACACGAAUGUCACAGUAAUGGCAUGAAGAGAAGUCUUAGCAGAGGUGAAGGAUUAUCAUCUAUGCAUCGAUCGCGCAGUCGGGGAGAGAGUUUGAACACUGUCGGAAUGAUUCGUUCAUCGCAAAAAAAAUAGAUGUUGACAAGUUAGCAUUCUUGGCAGUCUUAAAUUAGUACACAUUCCUUAAUUAAUUAACAAUAAUUAAUGAUUUACUUUAAAUAUUAGAAAUAAAAAUAAAUAUCUAGAUUUGGAAUGAAAAAAAAAAUAGUAAAUCUCACCAAUUCUUGAUGUGACAACAAUUU